CUCUCUCAAAACCAGUCGACCCCAUAGGGAUUCCCCUGAAUCUGUAAAUUAUUUGAUCCUCAAACUUCAAAUUAGGGUUUCAGAAAACUAGGGUUUAAAGGAAAGAAUCGGGGUUUCUAAAGAAUAAGGGAUUCGCAACUUAGAGUUUCGGAGAAUUGGGUUAUUUGCUUGUUUGUAUUAGUUGCAGAGGAGCUAGAAUGGGAAGGCCUAAAGGCGAUGGGAAUCGGAGCAAAACCCGCCCCUCCAGUAGUAGCCUUGCAGCGUCGCUUCUGCCAUCAGGGUCAGCUAACGUUGGUUUUGGUGGAUUUAUUGGGAGCUCUCGGCUCGAAUUUCCUCAAUCAACUGAAGAGAUCACACCUCCUGAUGUGGAUGGUGAAGUGGCUCAGCACUUAAAAAGGCUUGGAAGAAAGGAUCCUAUAACAAAGCUUAAAGCUUUGACAUCUCUGUGUACACUCUUCAAGCAAAAAGAGGGACAGGAAAUUGUACAAAUUGUUCCACAGUGGGCAUUUGAGUAUAAGAAACUUUUGUAUGACAACAAUAGAGAGGUUCGGCGUGCUACCCAUGAGGCCAUGACUAGUCUUGUUGCCACUAUUGGGAGGGGUUUGGCUCCGCAUCUGAAGUCCUUAAUGGGCCCAUGGUGGUUUUCUCAGUUUGAUCCUGUGCCUGAGAUUUCUCAAGCAGCAAGGAAAUCCUUGCAGGCUGCCUUUCCAGCACAAGAAAAAAGAUUGGAGGCCUUAUUUCUAUGUACAAGUGACGUUUUCUUGUAUUUGGAUGAGAACCUAAAGCUCACGCCACAGGCAAUGUCUGAUAAAGCAGUUCCUAAGGAUGAGUUGGUGGAGAUGCAUCAACGAGUCAUCUCUUCAUCAUUGCUGGCAUUGGCUACUCUUAUUGAUAUCAUCUUGGGAAUGAAAUUCCAAAGAUCUGACACUGAAAGUGCAACUUCUGAACGAAAAAAUUCUGCCAAGGCCAAGGCAGCUGUAGCUGCAGCUGCUAUUGUGGAAACGAUGUUCACUACACAUAAACGUUUUCUUGAGAUUCUCAAGUCCCCAAGUCCAGGAGUUCGCUCAGCUACAUAUACUGUUCUAGGGAGUUUCAUAAAACAUGUUCCUCAUGUUUUUGGUGAAGGGGACAUGAAGGUCAUUUCUUCUACAAUUCUAGGAUCGUUCCAAGAAAAGGAUCCUACAUGCCAUUCUUCAAUGUGGGAUGCUAUCUUGUUGCUCUGCAAAAGAUUUCCAGAGUGUUGGUCCCUUUGUGCAGUUAAUAAGAAUGUGCUUCCACGAUUUUGGAGUUUCUUAAGGCAUGGUUGUUAUGGAUCACAGCAAAUUUCAUACCCAAUUUUGAUCACUUUCUUAGAUUGUAUACCCACCAAAGUCCUUGCUGGAGAUAAAUUUUUGCUGGAUCUCUUCCAGAAUCUAUGGACAGGAAGAUCUACCUGCUAUUCAUCUGCAGAUCGUAUGGCUUUCUUCAAGGCAUUUAGGGAAUGCUUUCUCUGGGGAAUAACUCAUGCAUCAAGAUAUGUUAAAAGAGAAGACGAUGUUACUAAGUUCCAACUCUUACUUAUUGAACGAGUCCUUUUCAUGCUUUUAUGGCGUGAAUACUUUUCGGGAGGAAACCAAGUUGAACGAGAUGGACUUGUUGGAUCCAUCAAUGGUCUCAUUGGGAACAAUCGUGAUCAGAAUCCAGAAAGUCCACUGGAUAUGCGGAAUAUUAAGCAAUCUCAGAGUUACAUACAGGACUUGGGAAAUUAUGUAGCUCAAAUUUUGUCAGAUAUCUUUAGGAAGGGACACAUUAUGCUCGAUGCAUUUUGUGUGUCAUUUCAAAGAGACUGUCUGGAGGCAAUUAAGCAAUUAGGGUGCCCAGAAAAAUCAACCAAGCAUGUGGAACAAAUUAUUAGCUUUAUGUGGUUAUUGGAGAAACAGGCGGUGCAAAAAGGUGAAAAUUGGCCUCUAGUUUACUUAGUGGGACCUCUGCUGUCAGAGUCUUUUCCAUUGAUUAAAUCAGUGGACCUACCAGCUGCUGUCAAACUAUUAUCUGUUGCCGUUGCAAUAUUUGGAGCCAGGUCUGUAGUUCCCUGGUUCUUGUCUUAUGGCAGAGAGGUAUCUCACAAACUUUUUGUUGAUGGAGAAGAUUCCAAGCUAAAGCCAGAGGUGUUUUUGCAAAUUUUUGAGGAUGAUUUUGUUCUAUGGUGUUUGCAUGGAGGAGACAGUUCCUCUCUUAGUGCACGGCUAGAUUUUUUGCUUUCUUUACUUGAAGACACUCUUUUCUAUGAUCAAUGGCGAAGGAUUCUUGUGCAUGCUACUAACCUAGAGGAUCUCUCUCAGACUGAUUCGAAUUCUUUGGAUGUUGAUCGUGUUGGUGUGCUAGCAUUGCUCAUGGAGAAAGUGAGAAGAAGAACUGGCAACAAAGAAUUUGGAUGUGAGUCAAGUGAUUCAAAGGGUUAUCUUCCAGAACACUUUCAACAUGAAUUAUUAGACUCAGCAGCCGUUUGUGUUUCCCGUCAUCCUUUAGGCAUCUAUCCAUCUUGUGCACGUUUUCUUGGGGCGGUUCUUGGUGGCUCAGCAGAGGAUGAUCAUAUUUCUCUUCUUUCAAGAAAUUCAUUGAUUAUUGUAUUUGAGGAACUUCAGAAAAAGUUAAUUUCAUUGUUGAUGAUCUCUUCUUUUACUUGGUCGAAGUAUGCAAGCUCUCUCCUGAUGUAUAGGGAGACUAAAGACAGCCUAGAGAAUCCAAGAUUGCCCAUCAGAGUGCUUGACAUGGCUAAGUUUGCUCUAGAGGUUCUUGAGAGUAGUUUCUUCUGCCUUAAGAACUUCGAUGAAAGUUGUGAAUUGGUUCCAUGUCUAUUGGCUACUACUUUUUUUAUUAAGUGGGAAAGCAGCAUGAUGACUCUGCACAAUUUGAACAUCAGUUUGGAGAGUUACAGGGACAAGGUUGAUAUAGAAGACCUUGUUUCAACAUUAGCAGUUGUUGUUCCUGAUAAUAUACGGGCAAUGAUUGAUCUUGGAGAAUCUACGCAUGCAAUCCAUUCUAAAAUAGGUGUUCGUUUCUGGAGGAGUCUCAGUUUGUACAGCAUCCAACAAUUAAGAAACAUUUUGAUUGCAACAAUCAGAUUCGCCCUUUUCAGUGAAGAUGUGUAUGAGACAGAUAAGGUUUUUAUUGUGUAUUCGGAGUGGGUAGUGGAGAUCCUUGGCCUCCUAUCUAGAGACCAUGAUGAGGAGCAAGCUAUGCUGGGCCAUUUAUUAUCUCAAAGUGAUUGCUGGCCUUUAUGGGUUGAGCCGCUUGAUGGUGAACCUGCAGCAGUCAGAUUAAAGAUCGAACAUUUGUGUACAGAUAUGCAGAUAUCGCGGCAUCAUCAGUUUGUUGCCUUUGUUGACAAGCUUGUUUCACGUCUUGGAGCCAGUAAACUUAUUGGAGGUUCUUUCUUGGAGAAUCAAUCAUCUUCAUUGUCAGAUGCACCUGUUGAGCUUGUCCCAUCACCAUCUGCUUGUUAUCUUCGAAUAUGGCUUGCAGUGGAAAUUUUGUGCACAUGGAAGUGGCAAGGGGACAGUGCUUCGGGUUCCCUCUUACCAUUUUUUACUGAGUGCGCAAGAAGGGGAAAGUCUUCUUCUGAAGGGAAGCUCUUAGAUUCCAUACUGAUUGCUCUGCUUGAUGGUGCCCUAUUGCAUGGAGCAAGCAUUCCUCUGUGCUCUUUCAAUGUAUGGCCUGCUUCAGAUGAAGACGUAGAUAAAAUUCAAGACCCAUUCUUGCGUGUUCUUGUAUCCCUGUUAUUGACACUCUUUAUCAAGAACUCUAUCUGGGGAAAGGCCGAUGCUUACGUAUUUUUGGAAUAUCUUCUUAAUAAACUAUUCAUUGGUUCAGCAUUAAACAAAUGCUGUUUGAGGAUUUUGCCCUAUAUUUUAAAUGUCCUUAUGAUACCAUUGCACAUGAAACAUACUAUGUCAGAUGGAACUAACAGGGAACUUCCUUCUGAUUCUCCAAAUGAAGGAUGGUUGCAAUGUUCUGUUUCUGAUUGGCUGCAAAAGUCUCUCACAGCUUCACCUAUAACAUUGUGGCCAACAGGGCAACCAGAGUUGGAGGAAUGGGUUCAAGUGGCCUUAUCCUGUUACCCUUUAGGCCCAACAGGAGGAACAUCAGCAUUGAAUUUGGAUUCAUCCAGAGAUGUCAGCCAUGAAGAGAAGAAGUUGUUAUUGAAUUUGUUUCGAAAGCAAAGAUCUGAUAAAGCCUUAGGUGGACGUGAUACUGCAGUAAAAGUAUCAUUAGAUAUAUGUUAUAGUAUGGAAAAUCCAUUAUCAUUGGCAGUUCAGAUGACAUUGGCAAAACUGUUGACAGUUUCAGUAGGUUACUGCUCGGAUGAGUUCGAUGAAGAUGAUUGGAUAUUUGUGCUGUCUCAGCUGCGUAGGUGGAUAGAGGCUAUAGUUGUUGCGUUGGAAGAAAUGGCAGAGACUGUUGAUUAUGCUUUACAGAGUACUCCUGCAUCUGACAACUCAGCAGGCUUUUUGGAAAAACUUGAGAUAGCAGCUCAAGAUUUAGACUCAUCUUCAAUCAAUAUUGCUAAGAUAGCUCUUUUCAUAUUCUCUCGCAUUUGCGGUCUUACCAAAACUGAAGGAGAUAAGUUCGCCAAGAGUUUGGAGUCCUUAAGAACUGCAAUGUGGGAAAAUAUAAGGGAUCGAGUAUUUGAAGAUGUCCUUCGCAUGUUCUUUGCAACGGGUGUAGCUGAAUCAAUUGCAAGUUCGUAUGCUGAACAGGCUGCAUCCAUUGUAGCUUCUACGAGGCAUGCACACUUAAGUUUUUGGGAGCUUGUGUCUGCGACAGUUGUUAAUUCUCCUCAUCAUGCUAACAAGGUGGCAGUGAGAUCUGCAGAAUUGUGGGGACUCUCCAAAGGUCCAAUCAGUUCUUUGUAUGCAAUCCUAUUUUCCUCCAAACCUAUUUCGUCGUUACAGUUUGCUGCUUACCAUAUCCUUUCCACUGCACCCAUUCAACAAUUGGCCAUCACAAAAGAGGUUGGUGGCUUAUGCUUAGAUGAUUCUGGUAAUGAGGACCUUGAAAAGCCUCGUUAUGCAGUUUCAUCUUCUGAAGAACCAUUUUCUUUGAGAGAAGAGAUCUCUUGCAUGAUCAAUAAAACACCAUCAGAACUUGGCUUGGAUCUAGAGGAUCAAGAUCUAGCAAAUUAUUUUGUGUCCUGGUCAUUGUUGCUGACGUAUCUUGAAUCAUUACCUUCAUUAUCACCUGCACGGGAGAGACUUAUUCAGUAUUUGCAAGAUUCAGGGAGCCCUUCGACAAUAUUGGAUUAUCUGUUCUUGCAUAUUCCUCUAAAGCUGGGAUCGUCAAAUAAUUUAAAGAAACGAGAGAGUGAUACCUCAAUUGAAACAACUAGGGCUACUUCUGCUGCAAAAGAGGCCAUUAGGACUUCUUCUUCAUUCUUUGUUGUGAAAUCACUUUGGCCUGUUGGGCCUGAGGAGGUGUCCUCCCUUGCAGGUGCAAUAUAUGGUUUGAUGCUCCGCCUUUUGCCUGCCUUUGUGCGGAGUUGGUUCACCAGUUUACGUGACCGCUCUUUGUCAUCUGCGAUUGAAAUUUUCACGAAAACAUGGUGCAGUCCAGAUCUUCUUUCUGAUGAACUAUCUCAGAUCAAAGGGGUAGUUGUUGCUGAUGAGAAUUUGUCAAUUAGUGUCAACAAAUCAAAUUACGAGGUCACAGCCAUUUACAAAAAGGAAGAAGCUGGAAUGGAUUUGGUCAUCCGUCUUCCCUCUUGUUACCCAUUGCGCCCUGUGGAUGUUGAUUGCACAAGAAUCCUGGGUAUCAGUGAAACAAGACAGAGAAAAUGGAUGUUAUCUAUGGCUGCAUUUGUUCGCAAUCAGAAUGGAGCCCUGGCUGAGGCCAUACAUAUAUGGAAAAGUAAUGUGGACAAAGAGUUCCAAGGUGUGGAAGAAUGCCCAAUUUGUUACAGUAUCAUCCACACUACUAACCAUGGCCUCCCUCGCCUUGCCUGCAAGACCUGCAAGCACAAGUUCCAUUCUGCCUGCCUCUACAAAUGGUUCUCCACCUCUCACAAGUCCACAUGCCCACUUUGCCAAACCCCCUUCUGAUUGGACCAAAUUCACUUACUUCAAAAGCUGGACAGUUCAGUUUGUGUGUAUCUCAAAUAUCUUAUUUUCUUUUGUGAAAGUAUACAUAGUCCUCGGGACUAUAGGAGAACUGUAGUUUGUUGGGGUCACCCCACUCCAUGACAUUGACAGUAGUGGUGAGAGAAUGUUCAGCCACUGGAGUCAUGUCUUGUUCUGAUGGGUUCCACUCUCCAUGGUUGUUCAUUGAAUGGUGAGGGUCCCCCAAUGAGCUAUGGUUUUUGUGUUAUUUUCCUCUUCUACCUUCUCUUUUUUGUUCUUGGUGGAAGUUUUUGGCAGAACCAACAUUCUAUUAUCUGAGCUAAAGCUCAAGAGAUGCGUACAUUAAGGCAUUAAGAGAGUGUGGGGAUGGAGACAAAAGAGGAAAAAUGGCAUUUUGUUGUAGGGCCGACUGGUCGGGGUGGAGCAGUAUUUAUUGAAGAACUGGUCGGGGUGGAGCAGUAUUUAUUGAAGAAUUGGUUUUCAGGUUAAACAGUGGGCUUCAAGUUCAGGAUUAAAACAAAAGAAGAAGAAGAAGAAGAAGAAGAAGAAGAAGAGUUUGUGAUAUGGAAGUCUGACAAGGGGAGAUGAAUGGAAUCUUGUAGGAGAUGUUCAUGGCCUCAGGUUGAGGUUUGCAGGUAUUCAUGGUUAUAUGGCUAUUAAAGUAUUUACUAUACAGGCUUCAAAGCUUUUCAUGUGUAGUGGUGGUAUAAUCCAAUUUUUUACUGCAAAUGUAGUGAAAAGUUUUCACUGCCAAUGUGUUUUGGCGGUUAUACCUUA
This is a messenger RNA of Amborella trichopoda, 6872 nucleotides long. Its product is annotated as HEAT/U-box domain-containing protein. Gene Ontology annotation, cellular component: RQC complex; cytosol. Lineage: Eukaryota; Viridiplantae; Streptophyta; Magnoliopsida; Amborellales; Amborellaceae. Gene Ontology annotation, biological process: ribosome-associated ubiquitin-dependent protein catabolic process; rescue of stalled cytosolic ribosome. The record is from RefSeq and is a predicted model, not a curated record. Gene Ontology annotation, molecular function: ubiquitin protein ligase activity; zinc ion binding; ribosomal large subunit binding.